AUGUGUGACAAAGAAGCUACAUUCAAAAUGGACCGAUCAUAUGGAUGUUGUAAAAAUCGAUCAUCUUUGUGGAUCUUGAUGUUAAAUUUAUUCCUGUUACUAUCAUUUGUACAUAAUAGCAUUGAAAAUGAAGAGACAUCCACAUUGAGUGGUUGCAUAGUAACUCCAUUUAUUCAUUCAAAUCGUUUUGAUGAUUUUUCCGUUGGAAGUAGCAAUUAUUAUGAUAAUAAAGUAAUAAAUUGCACGAAUGUAGACGUUACGGAUAUUAAUCAGAUUUAUUUCACCGUUCCUGAUAAAUCCAAGACAGCAUAUAAGCAAAUAAUUAUGAGAAAUAUUCGAACAUCAAAUGAAAAUUACCUCAACGUGACUAAUGAGCAACAGACUGAAUUAUUAUCGUAUAUCGAUAGUGAAUUGACGGAUGGGCAGCUAAAGUCAAUCUUCCAUAAGAAGAAUUACAGUCGACUUAAGUAUGUUGAUAUCAGUGGCAAUCGAAUAGAGUCAUUUGACUUUUCAACUAUCUAUCGUCUUCGUGAGUUGAAUCUAGCGAGAAAUUCCAUCCGUCAUCUUAAUGGAAAUGCGUUUCAGGGCUUACAGGAUUUGAGACAGUUAGAUCUGAGUAGUAAUAAAAUUACAGAUUUAAGCAAAUCAUCAGAUGUAUUUAAUAAUCUAUCGCAAUUGACUGUUUUGGAUUUAUCAAAUAACACAAUUAAUGAUAUACCGAGACACAUAUUUUAUGCACUAGGAAAUUUAAUUCAAUUAAAUAUGGCAAAUAAUAAAUUAUUUGUGUUGCCUUAUCAAGCAUUCGAGAGUAUGAUGUCCGUUGAGAUAAUUGAUUUAUCAAAUAAUCUACUCGUAUCGUUCUUGGACAACUUCUUCAUUCACAAUUUUAAUCUUAAAGUCUUGCACUUACAAAAUAAUCGAUUGCAUGGAAUCAAUAAGAAUUCGUUGUAUGGCCUCAAAGAGCUUCAUACACUCGACUUGUCUAAUAAUAAGAUCAUUCACAUCGAUAGAAAUGCAUUUGAUACACUUGAUGGUCUUAAGUAUUUGAACUUAUCGAAUAAUGGAAUCGAGGAAUUAUCUCACAUUGUCUUUUUGCAACUAAAGCAAUUGAAGACAAUUGACUUGAGCUUUAAUCAUCUCUACAAUCUUCCAUUAGGCAUUUUUGCUAAUCAACAUCAGCUUAUUGAGAUCUUUAUGGAUAAUACAAAGAUUCAAAAGCUCAGUAAUUGGAUAAGUCGUACAAAUUCAAAUGUCACAGUCAGCAAAGAAGUCCUUAAGAAUCUAAAAUAUUUAUCACUACGCAAUAGCACAAACCUUAAGAGUGUCGAGUCAUGCUUCUUCUAUAAUCUACCAAGUGUCGAGAAACUUUACAUCACAAACAGUCAAGUGACAUUCCUACCCAAGGGAAUCGGUGAAAUGAAUCAACUUGUUGAACUUGAUGUGUCAAAUAAUCGUUUAGAAUUCAUACCGAAUGGGAUUCAGCAUUUAGUCAACCUUAAAAUUCUUAACCUGCUGAACAAUGACUUAUUGUGUGAUUGUCAUAUGGUUUGGAUGCUUUCGUGGAUUAAUGAACUACAAGCUAAGAAUAAAACACUUCCAUAUGACUUACUACGAUUAUCGGAACUUAAAUGUCGUAAUGGAUAUCCUGGUGAUAUUCUUCGAAUCUUAAAGCACAUAAAUUGCGUUGCACCAUUCCUAAUAUCAUCAACACCAGAUCAAGAAUACCAAAUAUUUACCGAUGCUAUUCUCGAGUGCAGUUUUGCAGGUGCACCUGGACCUGAGAUAGUCUGGAGAACACCAAAAGGAAUAAUUUUAAGGCACAAUGACAACUAUGAAAUUGAUCCAACAGCAAAAUUCCAACUGGAUCAACAUCAUCGCUCGGUACUUAAAGAGACAAUCGAGAAUGCGAGAAAUCAGCAAAAUUCUGACACGGAAAAUAAACAUGAAAGCAUUGACACGAGAAUUUGGCAAGGUCCGGGUAUUACUUUACUAGAAAAUGGAUUCUUAAAAGUACACAACGUAUCGAGACAUGAUACAGGCUUGUAUUCGUGUUUUGCAGUAAAUAUCAUGGGAAAUGCUACAAAAGAUGUCAGACUCCUUAUCGACCCAAUCAUCUUUUAUCGCGUAAAAAUUGGCGGUUUAGUGACAGGAGCAAUUUGUGCACUUGGUUUCUUAAUACUCACGUUAUUAUUCCAACUGAUAAGGAAAAUCUUUAUUCGAUUCCGAAUAAUUGAUCUAAUUUGCAUGAAUUGUUGCUCGUAUUGUUAUAAAAGUGAUAAAACAAAGACGAAAGCGCGACAAGUUUAUGCAAUGUUGGAUUCAAUUGAGCAUUACAAGAGUCAACAGUUGGAAAGAUUGCGUGAGAAUUAUGCUCAACAGGUUCAUCGUAUUAAAGAAAAUUGUACACAGCAAUGUGACUGGAUUCAAAAUAGCUAUUCAUCACAAACAAAAAAUUUACGUGAUAUUCGCGAUAUUGGAAGUCAUCACAUAUCUGCAAUGCGUGAACAGUACACAGAUCAGGUCAAACGAGUCCGUGAAUAUUCAACAGGUCAGCUGAAUUGGGUCCGAGAAAAUUAUGUUUUCCAGCGCAAUAAAAUCCGUAAAUUUAGUGCUCAUCAAGUCUUGAGACUCAGAGAAGGUUACAAGUACCAGCAACAAACACUCAACAAAGUCCUCGAAAAUCUUCCAAGUUUCUACUUUGAAAAUUGUCGUGGACGUGCUGAGGACGAGGUUAAUGUGACGGAUGAAGCCUUUGAAGUCUACCUUAAAUCAAAAAUAGAAAAGCUUGCAAAGCUUGACACACAAAAUCUCGAUUUAAAAUCUCCUGACUAUCACGAGCACUUCAGUGCUAAAUCAAUUGACGAAAGUAAAGCUUCAGUCUAUUUUACACCAAAUGAUGGACAUCUAUCUCCACAGCCAUCUGAAUUGUCGCCAAUACAUGUUAAUUACAUCAAUGAUCACAUGCUAAAUGAGGCAGCUGGUGGGUUUGAUGGAGGUCCAUGGCGUUCAAUAGCAAUUCGAAAUUCUUCAAGAUCACAUCACAAUCCAGGACAGAGAAAGAGUUUUCAAUUGCCUGCCGAUUAUCUAGACGAGAAUGAUGAAUCAAUGGGAAAUUUCAUCGUUCCUGAUCCAGUAUAUGCUGAUGAGCCCAAAUUCCAGGAUGUUAUUGAGGAAUCACUUGAAAAUGGGUCGAUUCCAUCGCUAAACCAUUCUUCAGUUGGACGACAUAGUUCUAGGAGGAGAAAGAGAAAGUAUGACAAAGAGAAAAGCUUCUCGAUGAUCUCCGUUGAGAAUGAGGCUUUCCUUAUGCAGGACAUGACUGACUUCUCGAAGGGAGCGAGACCAAAAAUAUGUGAUCCACAAAAGUAUAGAAAAGACUCAAAAGACAUUGUAGUCGACACCCACACAAUAAAAAAGGUCAAUUCUCAAGUGAAUCUUGACGAAAAAACAGGAAAGGUUGUCUCAACACCGACCAGUGAUGAUUGUGAUUUAGUAUCUAAUAUAAAUGGCAGCGAUAAAUUUAUCUCACCAAAACUAUUAAAAUUACAAGCUAGUAGCAGUUUACCUGACCUCCCCGGGACAGAUCAGCACGCAACAAAUGCAUCGUCGACAACAACAUUAUCAUCAAAUAUUAAUAAUCAAAGUCAAAUGUCGAGCGUUGGACAUGGAAAAUUAGUUGUACUCGCAUUAGAAAAAGAGAAUAUUAAUCAAAUUGAUGGUGCUGAUAUUGAUAAUCAAACAGCAAAAGCGAAAAUUAAACUCAACAUUGAUCCGACAUCUUCAUCAUCUGCUUCUUCUGUGAAUCUUGAUUUUAAUGGUGAUUUAAUUGUCACAGAUAUCAGUACAUUAUAA
This is a messenger RNA of Chironomus riparius, 3852 nucleotides long. The record is from the annotation of a GenBank genome assembly. Lineage: Eukaryota; Metazoa; Arthropoda; Insecta; Diptera; Chironomidae.